GAGCAUCAUAGGGUCGUCAGAAGAGGAAGCAUCGACUUCGAGCUAUUGUUCAGGAGACUUCUGAAUUUUCGAAAUGGAGAGUGUCGUGUCGAGCUCUGUUGAUCAGCUGGUCAACUUUGGAACCGCGCAGCCUCAGGCAGCAAGCAGAAUGCAUAUCCUGGAUCUGCCUGACGACGCGCUGAUAUUGAUCGCGGAACGACUGGAUCUUGUGUCCAUCGUAUCCUUCAGCAAAAUGAAUCAGCGGCUUGAAGGAUGCUGCCGAACGGCAUUGGCAACCCUUGGUCUCGGACUGAUCGGCUCCGAGACGAAGAAGUCAGAACACACCUACUACCAACCGCCGACCAAGAAAUGCAGCGCUAUGAAGAGAAAAAAAUCGGGUCAGAGGACACACAGGAAUAGAUGAACGGAAUGCUCCUCGAUUCGGUGUGCAUGAUAUCCCCCCUGCCUAAUAUAAUAAAAGCGCAAUGUAUGUCUGUCU
This is a messenger RNA of Galendromus occidentalis (western predatory mite), 478 nucleotides long. RefSeq lists its product as uncharacterized. Bases 74 to 403 code for a protein of 109 amino acids. The transcript is spliced from 2 exons. The record is from RefSeq and is a predicted model, not a curated record. Gene Ontology annotation, molecular function: protein binding. Lineage: Eukaryota; Metazoa; Arthropoda; Arachnida; Mesostigmata; Phytoseiidae.